AUGGCGUCCUCGAGGACGAUUGCUAUGGUGGCGGCGGCGGUGUUCUUGGUUUGCGCGAUCAUGGCUUGGACGCCGGAGGCGGGGAGGAUGGGGCAGAGAGGUGAGGUUGUUGCAGCUGCCGGUGUCGAUGGAGGUGGCGGCAGCGGCAAUGUGCGGUACUGGGAGCAGCAGCAGCAGGAGUUCAUCGGCCGGCGGCCGAGGCUCGCGUCGUUCACGCGGCGCGACGGUGUUGCGCUGCCGAAUGGGCAGGUUGCCGCUGGCGGCGAGGAUGGCGGGUCUAAGAGAGAGGUGCCCAGCGGGCCGGACCCUAUACACCACCCCGGCGCGCCGUCGUCGGCUGCUCCGACGACACCGUAG
Panicum hallii is the source of this 357-nucleotide messenger RNA. Its product is annotated as CLAVATA3/ESR (CLE)-related protein ESR2-like. Lineage: Eukaryota; Viridiplantae; Streptophyta; Magnoliopsida; Poales; Poaceae. Bases 1 to 357 code for a protein of 118 amino acids. The record is from RefSeq and is a predicted model, not a curated record. The transcript has a single exon.